AUGACCAUCCUGAUGCUUCAUGUUGAUGAUCUCAUUGUUGCUGCUCCUUCUGAUGAAGAGAUUGACGCCGUGAUCGCUCAACUAAGCAAGCAUUACCCCCUGAAAGACCUCGGUGAACCGAAACAGUACCUUGGCUGCUUGCUGGAGCGAGACUACGACGCCGGGACUAUUCAGAUGUCCCAGAAAGCCUAUGUCCAAAAGAUCCUACACAAAGCAGACAUGGUGCACUGCAAAGGAAGGAAUAUCCCAUUACCGGCGACAUGGAACUGGUCCGAAGGCCACGAGGAUGCAACCUCGACCCUUGAAGACAAUGACGACUACUUAUCAGUUGUGGGAAGUCUGAACUGGUUGGCAAUGCGUACGCGCCCCGACAUCAGGUUCUAUGUUACAAAGCUACAACACAAAUCUGCGAAUACCAUUAUUCACGACCAAGAAGCUAUGGUGCAGGUCCUUCGUUACCUCCGAGAGCAUCCAGAUCGUGCGAUCACACUCGGGAAGAAGAAGGAGUUACAGUUCUAUGCCUAUGCUGACGCUUCACACGGAGACAAUUUGAAUUACAAAUCAACUGAGGGCGCAGUCUGGUUCUUUGGAGGCAGUCCAAUACAAUGGUCAACCAGGAAACAGACUAUUAUGGCCCCGUCAACCACGGCCGCUGAAUGGUGUGCACUUGAUAAGCCUGCACGGGACGGCAUGUGGCUUCUCAAACUUGCCAUAGCCUUUGGCUUUCCCAGAGCAAACGAUCCGUUGGUGAUCUACACAGAUAACAUCAACACCCAGCUACUCUUGAACAAGAAGACUGGUCGCAACUCGACAAGAUGGCUUAACAUGCGAUAUUCCUUUGUGAAAGAUGCUGCUGCCAAGGGCUACAUUGACCUGGAAAGGGUCGAGAGCAAAGCCAACGUGGCAGAUGGUUUCACGAAGCCACUCGGAGAAGAAACGUUCCCCGGAUUAAUCACACAGCUAGGGAUGUGA
Molecule: messenger RNA, 972 nt
Organism: Penicillium soppii
Lineage: Eukaryota; Fungi; Ascomycota; Eurotiomycetes; Eurotiales; Aspergillaceae
Product: Ty1/Copia family ribonuclease HI
Exons: 1
Coding region: 1-972 (323 amino acids)
Source: RefSeq, a predicted model, not a curated record